CUCGUCAUUCGUAGUAUUGCUGUAUGUGUGUCCGGACACGAUUCUCACACGGCAGUUUCGUGAAUUUCCAUUUUAUUUUAAAGUUUUAUUUUAACUUUGUUCCGUUUUUAAAUUAGACAUUAUUCUUAAGUUUUGUAUUGAACCGCCGCCCUCAAAGCCCCAGUCCCACGCAGACACUGUCCGGGGUAGAUUUAAGUUUUUUUCCCAACAAUUUUGACGACAAAGGAGGUGCCGUAGUGUGUGCGUGCGUGUGUUACUUGUCACGGCAAAUUUACGAAAUUUCUCUACGAAUUUCCACUUGGCCGUGUGGCGCGGCGAGAUAUUGCGAAUUGACGUGUGCAGAAGAAGUUGGCAGAAGGAAUAUCUGUCGGGGCGGGCGAGCGUGAGUGAGUGCAAGUGUCUAUAGGCGGGCAUCGGACGAGUGAAGGACUUGGGAUCUUAGAAUUUACCUAUUUCGGGGGACGCAGGCGAGUAGAAGCGCAGCAGACAGAACUCUAGUCGAGAAGAAUUUCCAUUUUUACUUCGUGUGUGGAAUUUUUGUUGUGACCCCAGUGAUAAACAAUUUAUUGUAUGAGUCAAAAAACCGAAAGACCAGUACUGUCAGGUCAGCGCAUCAAGACCAGAAAAAGAGAUGAAAAAGAGAAAUACGACCCCACGGGAUUCCGUGACGCGGUCAUUUCAGGUCUCGAAAAAACUGAAGGUGACUUGGAACAAAUCUCUAAAUAUCUAGAUAGUGCUGGCAACAAAUUAGAUUAUCGUCGUUACGGUGAAGUACUAUUUGACAUAUUAAUAGCUGGUGGGCUAUUAGUUCCGGGCGGAUCAAUCUCUCAAGAUGGCGAAAAACCCCGAACCAAUUGCUGUAUUUUUACAGCAUCCGAGGAUAUGGAUGCCAUGCGCAGUUAUGAGCAGGUAUUCAUCAAGCUUAUGCGCAGAUAUAAGUACUUGGAGAAGAUGUUUGAAGAAGAAAUGAAGAAAGUAUUGAUUUUCAUAAAGGGUUUCUCUCCUAGUGAAAGGGUUAAACUUGCUCGCAUGACAGCGUUAUGGAUUGGCAAUGGUUCUGUACCGCCAACCGUGUUGCUUGUUUUGAACAAUGAGCAUUUAAUAAAAGAUGGAAUUGCACUCGAAUUCUUAGUCGAAUUGUUCGUAACUUUUAAAGAAGAAAAGGGAAUGUCAUCACUUGUACAAGCCUUGAAAAGGGGCGGCUUAGAAAGCAGAUUAAUGGAUUUCUUCCCUCCAAAUAAACGCACCGAAGAAUACUUGAAAUCCGUAUUUCUGGACAAAGGUCUGACAGAAAUCGUUAAAUUGCACAAGGCACAAGCCAGCCAAGAAGCGAAACGGGAACUGCAACAGGCCCUACUGGAUGAUAUCAACGAUAACAAAUCUCACAAAGAAAUCAUAGGCGACAUCAAGGAAUUGGCACAGAAAUCAAACAUUCCCGAACAUGAAAUUAUAAGUCUUAUCUGGUCAACGAUUAUGUCACUCGGUGAAUGGAACAAAAAAGAAGAAUUGGUUACGGAUCAAGCUGUUAAACAUCUUAAACUUUAUACACAGCUAUUUCAAGCGUUCACAUCGCAGGAUAGGUCGGAAUUAUCAUUGAUAUUAAAAGUUCAGGAAUUCUGUUAUGAGAAUAUGAAUUUUAUGAAGGCUUUCCAAAAGAUCAUUCUAUUGUUUUAUAGAACUGAGGUUAUAUCAGAGGAAACCAUAUUUAAAUGGUAUAAAGAUGCUCACUCAGCUAAAGGAAAAAUGCAUUUCCUUGAACAGAUGAAGAAAUUCAUCGAGUGGCUACAAAAUGCUGAAGAAGAAAGUGAAUCUGAAGAAGAAGACUAACCAAUUUACAUAGAAAAAUACAACAAUUACAUUGUGAACACGUUAUAUUGAACAAACAAGAGAUUCUUUUUACCCGAUUAUUGUAAAAUGAAAAUAAAAAAGAACUUAACAAAAACAAACUUUAAUAAUGAACGAAAACACUAUUGUACUAUUUAUACUUGUUGAAAAAUAAGAAACCAGGUCGAUCUUGCGACAACCGAAAUAUACAAUGACUAAGACAACGUGCAUAUGCCCUGGCAAUCAAUAGAACGAAUCGACUUGAAAUUAACAAUUUAAUUCGACCCCCACACUCCAAUAAAUCAAUUGGGUCACUGGCGACAGUUUACUCAGAACUUCUAUAAAAGAAAAAGAUUUUAGGUCGAUGUAUCUUCUCUUGAUUGGUAGUGCACAUGUACGGCCACGAUAAAUAAAAUCCAACAAAAAUACCUAACAUUGCCAAAACAAAGAUUUUAUAUGCGAAAUUUAAGAAACAUACAAAAUUUUCAUAUUUCUGGUUGUCGUCUUUCUUAUACUCAACCUCUCAUUCAUUGCCAGACAAAGUAUAAUUUCGAAUAAAACUGAACGUACGACUUUAUAUUAAACAGAGAAAAAAAAACGGAAAGAAAAAAACAUUUACAAGGUAAACAUCGACAAGAAAGCUAGAAAACAUGGAACAAUUUAAAGAAACAACAAACGUAUAUUUACGUAAAAGAAAUCAAGCCGACUUGGUUGCGCGACGCAGCAAAUAUUGUGCAUUGACUGAUCUUUAUAAAGCUAAAUAUACGAUAGACAAACAAACGGGGAAAAAUAUCUUAAUGAAUUGUAUAAAUGUGUGAUGCUCUUUGAGAUAAGUAAAUUAAUCUAGUCGGGGAGCACGAUUAAUAAAUACAAAAGAUGAUCAAUUUAAAUAAAUAUUUAUGAGAGAUUGAUGAUGAUAAAUAUACCUAAAAACACAAGAUGUUUGUACAUUUCGGGACGUAAUGAUGUGAAGUUGAAAAUACUAUUACUACUACUAGAUCACUGGAUGGGAGCGCGUGAAUACCGAUCGAUCGCGAAAGUCAAGAUACAGCAAAUUAUGAAAUGAAACCCCUUUCAUCGGUAUAAAUCUGAUUUAUCAAUAAAAAAUGUACAUUUUGGAAAGGA
This is a messenger RNA of Hermetia illucens (black soldier fly), 2949 nucleotides long. RefSeq names its product protein krasavietz (gene kra). Gene Ontology annotation, cellular component: membrane; cytoplasm. The coding region runs from base 571 to 1827 and encodes 418 amino acids. Gene Ontology annotation, molecular function: protein binding. The record is from RefSeq and is a predicted model, not a curated record. The transcript has 11 exons. Lineage: Eukaryota; Metazoa; Arthropoda; Insecta; Diptera; Stratiomyidae.